GCAGCAAUAUUAAAACAUACUUGAAUAAAAGAAGCCCCCGCUUCUCGUCGUACGUACUUUCACAAAAAAUGCAACCCUACGAUCAUUUGUUCAAAAUUCUUCUCGUCGGCGAUUCUGGCGUCGGGAAAUCUUCUUUGAUGCUCCGUUUCUGCGACGACAUGUUUAACGAGCGGCAGCUGGCGACCAUUGGCGUGGACUUCCGCACGAAAACCCUGCCCCUGCAGCAAAAACAGGUUAAGCUCGCCGUGUGGGACACCGCCGGACAGGAGCGGUUUCGGACCAUGACGAGCAGUUACUACCGCGGUGCGCAGGGGGUCAUACUCGCGUUCGACACCACCCAAAAGGUAUCAAAUGUAAAAGUGUCUGGGUCUGGAAGAAUGCAACUUGUGAUGCUGCAUGUGGAUUCCAGAAGAAUCUGUAUUGCACGAGUACCAAAAGAAAUGUAGUUUUUGCUACGCGGAGAGGGCAUUUGUCAUGCGGAAUAGGCAUCAAGAAGCUCUUAAAAAUUCUGUGAUGCUAGGGCAUGCAUCACAGACAUCAGGGCUCAUGCAAAACGUGCAUAACAAGUGUCAGAAUCUUCCAGACCCAGACAUUUUUACAGUUAAUAAAAGGAGACUUUCGACAACUUGCCAAAGUGGAUACAGGAGGUCCGGGCGCACUCCACCCACGAGAAAGCGAAACUAUUGUUAGUCGGGAACAAAGUGGACUUACUCGAGGAAAGGCAAGUGUCCAGGGAGGAAGCGGAGGAGUUCGCGAAUUCGCACGCCAUGGCGUACUUGGAAACGUCCGCGAGAACAAAUUUGCAAGUCUCGAAAGCCUUCGCGGAACUCGCAGAGUCGAUUUUGUCCGAGCCGGAACUGCUACCAAACACCACCCCCGGCGGUGGUGGUUCCGCGGGGCAGACGUUGGGGGUAAGAGCACCAAGUCCGACGAAUGAGGGGAAUUUAGGCAAACAAAACUGUUCCUGUUGAGAAGAGGAUGUUUUUGAUCAUGAAGGAAAAUUUUCGUCGUGAUAAGGGCAUUGCUAGAUCUACUUCUCGACACUUUUGUGAAAUCAUGCACACGCCGUGCCGGAGGUGAAGUGCUUCCUCCCCCAGCAUCAAGUUGUUGAGUGAGUAU
This is a messenger RNA of Amoebophrya sp. A120, 1119 nucleotides long. The record is from the annotation of a GenBank genome assembly. Lineage: Eukaryota; Dinophyceae; Syndiniales; Amoebophryaceae.